Molecule: messenger RNA, 324 nt
Organism: Clunio marinus
Lineage: Eukaryota; Metazoa; Arthropoda; Insecta; Diptera; Chironomidae
Source: the annotation of a GenBank genome assembly
AUGUUGAAAGGUUCAUUUGAAAUUGACUUAUGUGAUGAAGCAUCAAUUUCAACCCUCUUGGAAAUAAUAUCGAGACAAGGAAUGGAAGAGAAGAUGCUGAGAUUAACCAUUCGAAUGUAUUUUCCGGGAUUAAACAUUUCUUGUUUUAUUUAUGAAGUUUGUUUGUCGACGAAACUCUCAUUGUGGUUUUCGCAUGACUUGAUGCGUAAUCGCUUUUAUUAUUCGGCAAUUAGAAAAGCUUUCUUGAAUGAUUUCACAAGUUAUUUCAAUGAGAUUCAAAAUGAAGUGUUGAGAUAUUUAUCAGGAGCUUUAAUUGUGCCUUGA